UACACCGAGGGCAAAAGACAGAAGGCGGACUUUAAUCUACUGCAUUAAACCGUUUAUUUACAGGUGGAGAAGGAUAACCAUUGAUGAUUCUUCCCCUCUGCGUGGAUACAGUAACUGUUGACUACUGGUGGUCAGUAAACACUUGAGGAUGAGGAAGUGGGGAGACCGGCUCCAGAAAGUGGAGCAGCUUGCUCAGUCGUUCCAUCAAAAUCCUCUAACGUCACGCUACAAACCUCGACUGUGGCCCUGCCAGCCUUCCUCUGUCUGGAAACUCUUCCCUCGCCAAAGCACUGCGAUCAGCUUCGCUCAGAGCUGCAAAGAAGUUGUACAUGUGUUUGCACUUGAGAAGGAAAAUGCAUCCCAUGGCCAGAGGAUCUAUCUGGUGACCAGUUACAGUGAGCUGUGGCACUACUACAGGACUUUCUCUCAGUCCUUGAUGCACUGCUAUGAGGUGAUCCCAGAGGGAGCUGUCUGUAAGCUUUACUUUGACUUGGAGUUCCACAAACCUUCAAACAAAGACUGUGAUGGUGGAGCGAUGGUGUCUAUGCUCAUCCAGUAUGUCUGUGAUAAGUUACUGGAGGUUUAUGGAGUUGAAUGCUCUGUGAAAAAUGUCCUCAACCUGGACUCCAGCACAGAAGAGAAGUUCAGUCGGCAUCUUAUUUUUAGUCUCCAAAAUGCCGCUUUUAAAGACAACAUACAUGUGGGACGGUUCAUCCAUGCUAUUCUGAAGCCCGUCCUAAACAAAGAUAAAAAUGGGAGUAACCUGGACCAUGGGCUGCAUUCAGAGGCGGAAAACACUGCAGAAGGGAGACACGCUGUCCCUGAGAGGAAGCCAGCACAGGCAGGUGGGAUGACUGAGAGUCCACAGAUAAAGAGGCGUAAACAGGAAGACCUCAGCUUCCUGCAGGUGAAAAACAAGGACGGCCGGGACUGUCUAUUUGUAGACCUUGGUGUUUACACCAAGAACAGAAAUUUCCGACUGUACAAGUCAUCAAAAGUUGGGAAGACUGCCGCUUUCACCGUCGCAGAAGGCAACCAGUUUAUUGGUAAAGCGGAGAAGGGAACGUCCCCAGAGGAGAGCGUAUUUCUGGCGUCGCUGGUGUGUAAUGUGAGUUUCACAGGUCAGAGAAUUCUUACUUGGGACGUCGCAGAAGAAAAUGAGCCCAAAGGCAAAAUGAAUCAUCACCAGCAAGGAUCGGCUUCACAUUCAGACACAUUUUCAGGGUGGCUGUCGUCACCUCACCAGGAACUCGACGAGUUUGUCCUGACAGUUGUCCGAAAGGACGGCAUCCAAGGAACCAUCAGACGAUGGAAUUACUUUCCUGCAGAACAGCUUCUGGUCUACGACAUCGCCAAAUACCGCUGGUGUGAGAACGUGGGCAGAUUUCAUAAAAGCAACAACAUCAUGAUUGUUGUGGAUUUAAGGGAGGAAGUCUGGUAUCAGAAGUGUCACGAUCCCGAAUGCAGGAACUUCAGGUCCUCCAGCUACCCGCUGCCGCAGGAGAUCUGCGUCAGCUACAUCUUGUCACUGGACGAAGAGGACCAGGCGUAUUUAAUGGACGACGCUGGCAACAUUGAACCCAGCCAGACGCCAAACCAGGCCAAGCAGAGGACAGCGGAGUCAGAGAAAACUCCCAACGUGUGGGGCAACGAGCUGGACGACCAGGAGUAUCUGGAAAGUCUGAAUGACUUUGAGAAGAGUGACGGGGAGAUCUCGGAUCAGCUGCUGCUCUCAUGCAUGGCAGACUUUGAUUCUUAGGAAGAGAUUGAUGUUACUUUACUGUACUAAAAUGGAUAACUUUUUAAGCAGGAUAAAAACAUGUAAAUUGUUUCUGAACCACUGUUAAUUGAGUGAUAACAAUAGACUAAUAUUGCGCAAUAUUUCUCAUGUAAAUUGAUGGAUAUGGUAGUUUGCUGUGCAGCUUGUUCUUGCCCUUUUCUAACAUGUUUAAAUGCUGGUAUCGUAAAUGACUGCGCCUCAGCAA
Salarias fasciatus (jewelled blenny) is the source of this 1985-nucleotide messenger RNA. Its product is annotated as DNA-directed primase/polymerase protein-like. The coding region runs from base 149 to 1759 and encodes 536 amino acids. NCBI's taxonomy places the organism in Eukaryota, Metazoa, Chordata, Actinopteri, Blenniiformes, Blenniidae. Gene Ontology annotation, cellular component: nucleus; mitochondrial matrix. The transcript has 14 exons. The record is from RefSeq and is a predicted model, not a curated record. Gene Ontology annotation, molecular function: chromatin binding; DNA-directed DNA polymerase activity. Gene Ontology annotation, biological process: error-prone translesion synthesis; response to UV; replication fork processing.